Molecule: messenger RNA, 1563 nt
Organism: Plenodomus lingam JN3
Lineage: Eukaryota; Fungi; Ascomycota; Dothideomycetes; Pleosporales; Leptosphaeriaceae
Gene: FYU1
Product: putative UTP--glucose-1-phosphate uridylyltransferase
Biological process (GO): glycogen metabolic process; UDP-alpha-D-glucose metabolic process
Cellular component (GO): cytoplasm
Molecular function (GO): UTP:glucose-1-phosphate uridylyltransferase activity
Source: RefSeq, a predicted model, not a curated record
AUGGCUUCUCGUGCGAUCCCAGCUCACCUGAAGCCUGCUGCUGCAGACGGCGAGGGCGGCUUCUCCCCCCGCCAUCACGGCAAGUCGCAGUCCCAUGUGGCUUUCGAAAACACAUCCACCAAUGUUGCGGCCUCGCAGAUGCGAAAUGCACUCAACAAGCUCGCCGACACUGUCAAGGACCCCGCUGAGAAGAAGUACUUUGAAACCGAGAUGGACAACUUCUUUGCCCUGUUUCGACGAUACCUCAACGACAAGGCCAAGGGCAAUGUCAUCGACUGGAACCGCAUUGCUCCCCCGAAAGCGGAGCAGGUCGUCAACUACGACGACUUGGCCAACUCGGAGGCUGUCGAAUACCUGAACAAGCUCGCUGUCGUCAAGCUCAAUGGCGGUCUCGGUACCUCCAUGGGCUGCGUCGGCCCCAAGUCUGUCAUCGAGGUCCGCGACGGCAUGUCCUUUUUGGAUUUGUCGGUGCGCCAGAUCGAGUACCUCAACCGCACAUACGACGUCAACGUGCCAUUCGUGCUGAUGAACUCGUUCAACACCGACACCGACACGGCCAGCAUCAUCAAGAAGUACGAGGGACACAACAUUGACAUUCUCACAUUCAACCAAUCAAGGUACCCUCGUAUCUUGAAGGACUCGCUCCUGCCCGUCCCCAAGGACAGCCAGUCGGACAUCUCCAACUGGUACCCCCCAGGCCACGGUGACGUUUUCGAGUCUCUGUACAACACUGGCAUGCUCGACAAGUUGCUAGAUCGCGGUAUUGAGUACAUCUUCCUCUCCAAUGCUGACAACCUGGGCGCUGUUGUCGAUCUCCGCAUUCUGCAACACAUGGUAGACUCCAAGGCCGAGUACAUCAUGGAGUUGACGGACAAGACCAAGGCCGAUGUCAAGGGUGGUACCAUCAUUGACUACGAGGGCUCGGUCCGUCUCCUCGAAAUCGCACAGGUCCCCAAGGAGCACGUCAACGAGUUCAAGUCGAUCAAGAAGUUCAAGUACUUCAACACCAACAACAUUUGGAUGAACAUUCGCGCUGUCAAGCGUGUCGUCGAGGCGAAUGAGCUCGCCAUGGAGAUCAUUCCCAACGGCAAGUCCAUACCCGCCGACAAGAAGGGCGAAGCCGACAUCUCCGUCCUCCAGCUUGAGACUGCCGUCGGUGCGGCCAUCAAGCACUUCAAGGGUGCCCAUGGAGUCAACGUGCCCAGGCGGCGCUUCCUGCCCGUCAAGACGUGCUCCGAUCUUAUGCUCGUCAAGUCGGACCUGUACACUCUUCAGCAUGGUCAGCUGGUGAUUGACCCUAACCGAUUUGGCCCUGCUCCCUUGAUCAAGCUUGGCAGCGACUUCAAGAAGGUGUCCAGCUUCCAAGCCCGCAUCCCAUCCAUUCCCAAGAUUGUCGAGCUGGACCACUUGACCAUCACGGGCCCUGUCAACCUUGGCCGUGGUGUCACACUCAAGGGCACUGUCAUCAUUGUGGCGACAGAGGGAUCGACUAUCGACAUUCCUCCCGGUUCGAUACUGGAGAACGUUGUUGUGCAAGGUUCGUUGAGGCUGCUAGAACACUAG